AUGCGUGCCGCCACCGCCGCCGCGGCCCUUUUGGCCGCCGUCCUCCUCCUGGCCGGUGCCGCUGAUGCGGCCGGCAUCCAGAAGAUUGUCCUGCUGGCCUUGCAGAGCCCCCAGGAUCCGAACCAGGUCUCGCAGGUCAGAUUGACCCUGCUAGAGUCGUUGGCCAAAUUCGGUGAUGCGAACCCCAACACCAUCUCUUUCCGGGUUGUCAUCAGGGACACGAGCGUGCUGCCUGCUCCCGCCAACAGCAAGAAGUGGGAGGGCAAGAAGGCUGGCACCUACGUGAGCUACGACAUCAUCGCCAUCUUGAGGUUCCCCUCUGCCGAGGCCUUCAGCACCUACACGGCAUGGAAGCAGGCCAACCAGGACGCGCUCAAGGGCCUGCCCAUCGUCGGCAAGGCCAGCUUUGUCUCCGCCGCCUACGACUAA
Messenger RNA from Monoraphidium neglectum, 429 nucleotides. RefSeq lists its product as hypothetical. The record is from RefSeq and is a predicted model, not a curated record. The transcript has 5 exons. Lineage: Eukaryota; Viridiplantae; Chlorophyta; Chlorophyceae; Sphaeropleales; Selenastraceae. The coding region runs from base 1 to 429 and encodes 142 amino acids.